Messenger RNA from Naumovozyma castellii, 4035 nucleotides. RefSeq names its product ATP-dependent DNA helicase SGS1 (gene SGS1). The coding region runs from base 1 to 4035 and encodes 1344 amino acids. The record is from RefSeq and is a predicted model, not a curated record. Lineage: Eukaryota; Fungi; Ascomycota; Saccharomycetes; Saccharomycetales; Saccharomycetaceae. The transcript has a single exon.
AUGUCAGCCAGGACGAAACCAUCACAUAACUUGCGGAGAGAACACAAAUGGCUUAAAGAGACGAACGUUUUGCAACAUGAUAGGGAUUUGGUCCUGCAAGUCAUCAAUAAGAACAUAACACACAAGAGAAUACGAUCAACGGCUGACGCCAUUACGAAACAGGCAUCUCCUAAUUUUGCAGGGAGGAACGCUACGAAUGAGGCAGAUAUGAUAAUUCCUGACAGCUCUUCGAGCAUCUAUCAGAAGGACUCCAAUGUCGUCUAUUCCAUUGACAUUGAUCUAGAGCAUAAUAUUCCAAUGCUGGCACCGGAACAACCUUUACUGCCGACUAUUACAAACAUGAAACCGCCUCAGGAACGUGUGGUAAAUUCGACAAGAAAAGUGAGUGCGACGAUCAUAUCUAACAAUUUGACGGAAUUGAAUAUCGCACAGUCUUCGUCCACCAAAGACGAACUAAUAAGUUUACAAGAAGCUCUAAUAAAAAAGCUGAAGGAUCAAUCAAACACUUUUUCGAGGAAAUGCUCUAUAAUGGAAUCAACGUCUCUUUCAGAGGAUAACAAGAAGUCUCAACUUUCCAAAGAAAUAAAUCCAGCUUUAAUACGACUGAAAUCUGAAAUUAGCGACUUGGAAUCACGAAUAGAACCGUUAGCAAGGAAAGCCAAAACUGAAUCCGCUCACCCAAUUAUAGAAUCAACAGGAACACCGUCCAACUUACAGGGACAGAUGAGAAGCACGGAGGGUCUCAUAGAAGUGCUUGAAGAUAAUGACGAAACUUCCAAUGAAGAACCAACCAUACUUUCACAACAAUCAGUGAUUCAUAAUUCUAUACCGACACCACCACCACAACGACCUCUACGAGAAAGACAUGAUAGAAUAAAUUACAGAAUUCCUGAAAAAGAUGAUCCAUUUGAUUAUAAACUGGGGAAACUAGACGCAACAAUUGAAAGCACUCAACAUGAAAAUACAAUGGAUGCGGAAGAUGACGAUGCCUCAAGUUAUAUGACAACUAGGGACGAAGAAAGAGAUGAAAGGUUAAACCAAAGUGAUUUGGAAUUUGUCAUAAAUGAUGCACCUGAUCAAGAUGCUCCCUACAAAGAUGAUUCCGAAGGGGAAAAUAUAGAACUUAUUAAUUCAUCACCUCUAAAGGAAUUACCCAUGCCAGCACCUACUAAUGACAUGGUUGAUCACGAUGAAAUUAUCAACGAUAGUGACGAGCCCAUAAUUGACUUGUUGGAUGAGGAAGAUGAAUUGGAUAUAAUUAUCGAGGAUAGUAUGCCAAAUCUUCACAACACAAGAACGAAUAAUAUCAACAAUACUCAAUUGUCAAUAUCACAUUCUGAUUUGGAGCUUAUUAAUAGUGAUGAAAAUGAAGAUGAUGAUGAGGAGGAUAAUUUGUCAGAUAGUGACUUGGAGCAAUUCGAUGAAGAAAGAGAAAAUGGGACUCAAAUGGUAAAUAUUGAGGAACUAGAUAACGAUUUGAAAAUUAUAGCUGAGAGGAAAUUACAAGAAGAUGUUGCCAAGGAUUGGUCACCAGUGAAAAUCAAAAAUGAACCUAAGGAUACAUUUAUUAGUCCAACCAAGAACAAAUUACUCGAUUUUCCUGAUGAUGAUGACGAUGAUGACGAUGACGAUUUUUCCUUACUGAAUGAAAUUGCAUCCGACCACACUAAAAAAAAUCAUAAUUCAACAACCUCACCAAGACACCCAUGGUCAGAUGAAGUCGACUUUAAACUGCAUGAGGUUUUCAAAUUACCUGGAUUUAGAUCGAAUCAAUUAGAAGCAGUAGACGCCACGUUAAGUGGUAAAGACGUCUUUGUGUUGAUGCCUACAGGUGGUGGUAAGUCGUUAUGCUACCAAUUACCGGCCGUGGUUAAAUCGGGUAAAACAAAAGGUACCACCAUAGUUAUUUCUCCACUAAUUUCACUAAUGCAAGAUCAAGUGGAACAUCUCCUAGCAAAAGAUAUUAAAGCUUGUAUGUUUAGUUCAAAAGGUACCGCAGAACAGAGGAAACAAACCUUCAAUUUAUUCAUUCAUGGGUUAUUGGAUCUAAUCUAUAUAUCUCCAGAAAUGAUUAGCGCAUCUGAACAAUGUAAAAGGGCUAUUAGUAAACUUCAUUCUGAUGGUAAAUUAGCACGUAUUGUUGUUGAUGAGGCACAUUGUGUUUCCAAUUGGGGUCAUGAUUUUAGACCAGACUAUAAAGAGCUUAAAUAUUUCAAGAGAGAAUAUCCAGACGUGCCAAUGAUUGCAUUAACUGCGACAGCGAGUGAACAAGUUCGUAUGGAUAUUAUUCAUAAUUUAGAGUUGAAAGAUCCAGUUUUCUUGAAACAAAGUUUUAAUAGAACCAAUCUUUACUAUGAAGUCAAGAAAAAAACCAAGAACGCCAUUUUUGAGAUUAUUGAUUCUAUUAAAACCAAGUUCAGAAAUCAAACUGGGAUUAUUUAUUGUCAUUCUAAGAAUUCCUGUGAACAAACCUCUGAUAAAUUACAAAGACAAGGUAUCAAAUGUGCAUUUUAUCAUGCAGGUAUGGAGCCAGACGAUAGAUUGAAAGUACAAAAGGCAUGGCAAGCUGAUGAAAUUCAAGUAAUUUGUGCGACAGUGGCAUUCGGAAUGGGUAUUGAUAAGCCUGAUGUCCGAUUUGUAUAUCAUUUUACCGUCCCACGUACUUUAGAAGGGUAUUAUCAAGAAACUGGUCGUGCGGGUAGAGACGGUAAAUUCUCAUAUUGUAUCACUUAUUUCUCAUUUCGCGAUGUAAGAACCAUGCAAACAAUGAUUCAAAAGGAUGAAAACUUGGAUAGACAAAAUAAAGAGAAACAUUUGAACAAAUUACAACAAGUAAUGUCGUAUUGUGAUAAUAUGACAGACUGUAGAAGAAAACUGGUUUUAUCAUAUUUUAAUGAAGAUUUUGAUUCUAAAUUAUGUCACAAAAAUUGUGAUAACUGUAAAAAUAGCGCACACGUUAUUACAGAAGAAAGAGAUAUCACUGAGAUUUCCAAAAAAAUUAUUUCUCUGGUGGAAGCUAUCCAAAACGAUAGAGUUACUCUAAUCCAAUGCCAAGACAUUGUUAAGGGUUCAAGAAGUUCAAAGAUCAUCCAAUCAGGAUAUACCAACCUUGAGCAGUAUGGACUUGGCAAAAAAAUGUCAAAAUCCGAUAUCGAAAGAAUCUUUUUUCAUUUAGUCACCAUACGUAUACUUCAAGAAUAUUCAAUCAUGAAUAAUGGUGGGUUUGCGGCAAGUUACGUUAAAGUUGGGCCCAAUUCAAAAAAAUUGCUCGACGGGAAAUUGGAUGUUGCAAUGCAAUUUACAUCAUCUUCCUCAGCAGGUACAAGGACACCUUCAUCAAAUGAGGCAAGUAGACCUUCACCUAGUCGAAUGUCUUCCUCAAGAAGUGAGCAAAUGGUCCCCAAACCUGCAUUUAUUAGUGCAAAACAAUUGAGCUCCUUUUCUUAUAGAGGAAAUAACACAGAAGUUGCAAGACCAAUAUCCUUACAAAAUAACACAGAAUCAAGAUCUACUCAAGAGCUAAUAGAUAUAACCGCUGCAUAUAACAAAUUAAGAGAAGUGUCGCUUGGACUUGGUAAUAGAAUGAAUCCUCCUGUAAUGAAUUUCCUCUCAGAUGUAGCAUUAAAGAAAUUAGCUACCAUUCUUCCAGUUACCCCCGAACAAUUUUCGUCUAUUCCAAGUAUAGGAGAAAGACAACGUAAGAAAUUUAAAUAUUUCAAAUCGACAAUACUGAAUCUCAGGAAAAAUAGAAGAAACAUUUCCAACAAUAAGGAUAGUAUUGUGUUAAGUAAUGGUAGUAGUAUCCCUGAACUGAACUCUCAAAAUUCUAGUGGCACAAAAUCUCAUUACUUUAGUUUGGAUCCUGAUGAGGAACAGUAUAAUCAAGCCAUUGUAAACCAAUUACGUGACGCCCAAUUUAAAUCUGCAUCAAACUCUGCCGAAUCGACCCAAUUACGCCCCAAACAAAAUAAUUAUGGAUCCAAACGUUCAUACACGAAUAAUUAUAAAAGUUAUAAUCGCAAGAAGAAAACGUAG